Molecule: messenger RNA, 810 nt
Organism: Coccomyxa subellipsoidea C-169
Lineage: Eukaryota; Viridiplantae; Chlorophyta; Trebouxiophyceae; Coccomyxaceae
Exons: 4
Coding region: 1-810 (269 amino acids)
Source: RefSeq, a predicted model, not a curated record
AUGCCGGAGAUCAAGACAUCUAAUCCAGGCACACUGGGAGCUCUGGAGUCCUUCACACCUUCUCCACCGCGCCUGUCUGUGCUGCCUGCUGCUGAUCGCUGGGGAGACUCCAAGAUCCCCCGCUCCCCACUCGCAAAGUCUCCAGCCGCUUCAUCGACAAAUGGGUUUGGUGCAAACGCGGGCAGUGCAAAAGGCAACAGCCCAUCAAAAUUGCCAUCUCCCGGGGCGAUCCCUCCCAGCCCCAAGCGCGUAAUGACACCCGGUGCAUCAUCACUGAACAGGAGCGCAUCACCACUGGGCGAGUCGCGCAUACCCAAGCCGCGCGCAGGCGCGCAGGCAAGCGGCACGGCAGCGCCGGAGACGCGGAAGCAGCGGUACGUGCCCCGAGCAACGCCGGAGCGCUCGUCUCAGAGCGGCAGCAGCUCCGGUGGCCGCAGCGGCGGGCGGCCGCGCAGCGCCAAGCCCAAACCCAAACUGACAGAUCUGGAAAAAGGCUGGGUCGGCAAUGAUGUGCCCAUUGAGGACAAUGCAGAGGACGGCACCUUUGCAGGAGAUGAGGCGUUGAAGGUGGCUGAGGAGCUGUCUGCUCCCAGCGAAACCAAGGCAGGGGUUAUGGGAGUUGCUGAGUCGGGGCUGACAAAACCUAAUCAAGAAGGCAACACCACAAACUUGGAAGCGAAUGCCUCCAGCAGCAAAGUAGACGCAUGCACGCAGGUCACCCCAAAGCUGGGGGAUAUGACAAAUGGACCAGCUGAGCAAAAUAGCCCAGCUCAGAAAGCCCAGGCAUGCGCGUGCUGCGACAUCAUGUGA